AAUAUCAAAAACAACAUUAAAUUAAAAAUGAAAAUUCUCUAACAACAACAACAGGAUUAUACACCAAGAAAAAUCUUGACAAUUUUAAAGAAAAAUGGAUAUCAAUCAAUAAAACAAAUGAUAAAUCUAUAAUGCUAUACAACGAUUGAAAAGACAAAAAUUUCCUGACAAGCAAACAGCGGCCAAGCAGUCGAAAUUAUUGGUCAACAAUGAAAACGUGGUGCUUUGAGCCACUAUAUAAAAGUAAUCUAUAGAUAUGAUAUGAUAUUACAAGGACUGUGCGUAAAGUUAUGGUGCUCAACAUGUGGUUGCCAUUUGGCAUGGCAAUGGCCAGUUUUUUGUGAUGGUCAUUUGUAGCAGUGGUGACAUACUGUUGAAUUGUUGGGAGAAAAAUUUAAUUAAUGUCACUGUUGAAUUAAUAUUAUGCCAAAAUGCAAGUUUCAAAGAAAUCGCCAUUUGUUGUCAGUCUUAAUCUUUUUAACGAUAAAUUACGAUGGAUUGAUCAACAUUUUCUACGAUCAGUAACACAUUUCAUUGAAUUGACUCAAUUUGUUCACCAAAAACCUAAAAGUGAUGGAUUCAUUUUUACGACCAUGCACAAAAAAACCUAUGCAUAUGGAUUAACUGUAUGUCGUUGGUUAUCAUUGAAAUAUAAAUUCGAUGAACCACAAGAAAUCCAAAUGUUGACUAGAAAAUCUUUUAAAAAAGUGGUAUAUGGUUCAAAUAUGGUUGUCCUAUUGACCGAAAAUUAUGGCCAAAUUUACUUGGCUGGUGAUAGUUCAUAUUGGCCAAAACCAGCCUCGGCAUCAUCAUCGAAUACGACAUUGCGAUUAUUAUCGGAAACCAAACGUUUCACAGAUAUUGCUUGUGGUCAUUCACAUGUACUUUGUCUGGAAGAUAAUGGACAUUUAUAUGCCAUUGGUUGGAAUUAUUAUGGCCAAUGUACAUCGGAGAAAGAUUAUGAUUAUGAAAAUCUUAUUGAUACUGGCUUGACAAAUGUUAAAGCCAUCGCAUGUGGUUGGUUUCAUUCAUUGGCUAUCGUCGAUGGUGGUAAAUUAUAUGGAUGGGGACAAAAUAAAUAUGGACAACUAGAUGCUCUAAUCGGAAGGAAAUUUUUCAGGCCAGUACUGAUGAAAAAGGGUCUGAGUCUGCAUGAAAACAUAUUUACAGCCAUUACGGCUGGUGAUGGUCAUACAUUUGCUAUUAGAUCCGAUCGAUCAAUAUUUGGUUGGGGAACAAAAUACUAUGAUUUCAUGCAAAAGACGUAUGGUAGAGGAGGAAUAUGUGAUAAAAAUAAAUUUCUCAAAAUUCAAUCGAUAAUGGAUUAUGGUACCAGACAAUUGCUUUCAAUUCCAUCUUCAAAUAUAACCCUUCAUUUGAAUGAGAAAUAUUCACAAUUUCAUAUUUACGGAUCAUUUGAUUCGAAUGAACCAUGGACACGAAAAGCUGGUCCACGUGCAACUAUGGAUGCAGUUAUCCGAGAAUUCUCUCAAACACCAUUUACAUUUGGUUGGUCUGUGAAUCCAAUAAGAUUUACCAUUCAUCAUUAUCAUCAUAUAUUGACUGAAUCAAUUGUCAAUACAUUCGAUCGUCAGGAUUUGGAAUUGAAUGAUUUACGAUUUGAAUUUCCUGAAGAAAAAUCAGGCAAAUACAUCCAUGUCCAACGUUCGUAUUUACGAUUGGUAUCUCCAUAUUUUGAACGCAUGUUAUCCACUGUAUGGAAUGGAAAGAAUGCAGUGAAGAUUACCACCAUAUCGUAUGAUAUAUUCUUUCAAUAUAUUCGUCUUUUAUAUUUCGGCCAAAUUCAUAUUGACAAUACAAAUGUGGAAUCAUUUUUGGAUUUAGCACAAUGUUUUCUGGAUGAUAAAUUGAUGCGUCUAUGUAAACAUCAUGUAUACAUGAAUCGUUGUCAAUUGAAAUUGAAUAGUGAUGAACAAUUGGAAGAAUUUUUCCAACAUUUUAACAUUGAUCAAAUUAUCGAUGCUGAUAAUUGAUAAUUGAUAAUUGAACAUUGAUCCAAUUAUGAAUUUGGACCAUUUUAUUUAUUUUAUUAACCAAUAAACUUUUUGAAA
Molecule: messenger RNA, 2072 nt
Organism: Dermatophagoides farinae (American house dust mite)
Lineage: Eukaryota; Metazoa; Arthropoda; Arachnida; Sarcoptiformes; Pyroglyphidae
Source: RefSeq, a predicted model, not a curated record